Molecule: messenger RNA, 2163 nt
Organism: Symbiodinium necroappetens
Lineage: Eukaryota; Dinophyceae; Suessiales; Symbiodiniaceae
Source: the annotation of a GenBank genome assembly
AUGUUCGUGGUCAAACUCAGCCGCAAGGGCUCCGAGCCUCUUGGCGUGGAGUUCGACAAGAUGGAUCCCGAGAAUCUGAUGGUGGUGAAGCUGACGGGACCUGGGCUGUUGCACACCUACAACGAGACUGCCGACGACGAGAAGAAGGUUUGCUCUGGAGACAAGAUCAAGAGGGUAAACGGCCAGGAGGCGCCGGCAGAAGACCUCAUCGCCUUGCUUGAGAAAGAGGGGCAAAAGUUGACCAUCGUCCUGCAGCACUGCCAGGAGUCAGAGCACUACAUUGAAAAGAAAGGGAGGUCGCUUGGCUUGGAGCUGGCGGUCUCCGAAAAGGCCACCUGCCUAACCGUGCAGCGGAUCGAGGCCAAUGGGCUCAUCGCUGCCUCGAAUCAGGCCGGAAAAGACCGACAGAUAAGAGUUCACGACAAGAUCAUUGCCGUUGACGGCGAGCGCGGGACGGCACCUUGGCUGCGUUGUGAGCAAGGCAUGCUUGCCGGCUGGUAUUUUCAUUGCAGCUUCUGCUGUGAAUCUGCCGUUGCCACUCUUAUCUCGGGUAGAAACUGCCGUGCUGUCGGAUCUCAUGCAGCGUCCUAUGAGGCACCAGAGCUGAUGCGAAAGAUGAAGGACGGGAAUGCACCCAUAGGCAAUGAUUACAAGCUGGCCCGGAAGCUUCAGCAGGAAGAGGAGCGCAAUGCGCGACGGGCUGCCGCGCAGGGCGCCCAAGGUGCCCAGCGGUCCUCACCCGCGCCUCAGAGGUCUGGCUGGCAAGCUGCUGGCAGCGGACGCUCUCUUGGAGGACCCUCAAGUGAGGGAGAAGCCGGCCCCGUGUCUCCGGAAGAGAGAAGGCAGCGAGCCCUAGAGGCGGCAGAACGAAGGCAGAACCAGGUCGCGGGCGUCUCUGAGAAGAAGGUGCAGGAAAUGCGCCAAAAAGAGCAAAAAGACGCACUCCUCGGCAAGCUGGCGGAGCACUACGCUCGGCAAAAGACCGAGAUGCCCAUGGGCCUGUCAGCUGCCAGUGUUGAGCAGCUUCGGCAGCAUUGGGAGACAGUCCGGAAGGGGCCUUCAGAUCUUGGGGCAGACUGUAGCUGGCAAACGUCGAGCCUGGGUUUCACGACACGAGAGUGGGUCCAAGAGCGGUCUCUCUCGCAGCUCAUUGAAAGUCUGGUCCUACUGUACCUUGCCAUGACUCGCACAUGGAUCAAACUGUGGGCGCUAUCUAUGCUGCACUGCGCUCGGAGUCAGACGGAAUGCAUGAGCGAAGGUGGCGAUGCUCAUGGCAUGGUCCAGUUGAGACUAGAGCCCGCUUACAGGAAUGCGACAGCAAACGAGUCGACGUCACUGAAGGCAAGUUCAACCACUGCGACACCGGGUCCUGAUCGAAGCACGUCGGCCAUGCCCGAGCACGAUAUGGCAACCGCCCCGCCAACCAAAGAGCCACCAGCUCUACAGGUGAACAUCACCACCUUCCAUUGGGAACCGCAUUGGCAGUGUGCUGAGGCAGAUUCUGCUUGCACCGCUGCGGCCCUUGCAAGAUUCAAAGAGCUAGUGGAGGAGUCAGGGGCAGAUAUUGUCGGAGCUUUGGAGUUGAAAGGGGCAUCAUCAUCUUUGUCCGGGUGGUCUUCCUCACAUGAGUAUGAAGAUUAUGUUUCAGUCAUGGUUGCACCUGGAUGGCAGGUUUUGAAAGAGGGUGGUGGCAACAUAUGCUGCGAUGGUCAACGGGGCUUGGCUGUGUUGCUGGUCAAGCCACCAAACCCAGUGUCCAACUGUGAAACGCUUUGCGUGAUGGCGGUGCACCCUGGUCAUAAGCCCAUCCAGAGUGGGCAGUCCAUUGUCGAAAGUGUGUGUGGUGACGCAAGGGUCUCUUGCUCGAUUGCAGUAGGAGACUGGAAUGUGGAUGCUGCCGGUGUAACAGGUGGAUCUUUUGACAGUUGGCACCGGCUUGUUGGAGGCAACCCGCCAUCAUUUGUAGUGCCAGACUCGGAAACUUGCUGCUACCCAAGCACAUGCUGCAAGUUCGACCAUGCGGUCACCAACAUUUACGGGGCACAAGUGGUGAAGUUUCAAGUUUGGGGUUAUCAGUUGACGGAUGAGUUCAGCAUGCAAGAGGAACACAUGCCUGUUUCUGUGCGCUUCACCGUGCCCGCGGACGCUACACUGACCAGCUAG